AUGGCGGCGGCGCUGCGGAGCAGCCUGCUGGGCGGCCCCGCCGGCGGUGCUGGGAAUUGCCCUGCACCAUGGGCGCCUGCCUGCGGGGUGCUGGUCGAGAGCGUGCUGGGCUCGAUGAGCGCGGCGGCCGUGGCGGCUGGGGCGCGCCGAGGGCGGGAGCUCCUGGCCCUCGUGCGGCCGGCGGUGGAGGAACCCGAGGUCGAGCAUGGGCAUGGGCAAGCGCUGCGGCGCGAGGCCCAGCCGUACGUGCCCCCGAGCGAAGUGCGGGGCGGCGCGGCCGGCACCAGUGGGCGCAUCGUGCCUUUCGAGGCGCUGGUGGACGGUGGCGACGAGGACGACGACUCCCCUGUGGAAGCGCUGACCGUCGAGGAGAAGGGCGAGGCGGGAACCUCGCCCGCCGCGCGCACCAUCGGCGGGAGCGUCAGCGAUGAGCAGCAGCUCGCAGUUGAGCGGCGUGGGCGCGCGGCGGCUGCCGUCCAUUGCGGCUGGCGGGCCCAUCGGGGCAGGCUGGCGCACCUGGAGGGCGUGCUGGCGGUGGCGGCGGCGGCCGAGGCGGCCGCGCGGAAGGCCGAGGCCAGCCCGCCCGAGACGCUGUCCUCGGUAGGGGAUGAAGCGGGGCCGACGCGGGCAGGAGAGCAGGAGCGCCAUGUGACUGCGCUAGAGGUGGUCGUCGAGGGCGGCCUGGACCACGGCGUCGGCUACGACAUCGUGGACGGGGAGGGCAACGAGGAGGGCGGCGGGAUGUCCGAGGACUCGCUGCACUUCUCCCGCAGGCGGCUCCGUGCGUGCAGGGGUGGGGUCGACGUCUGCGCCAUGUGCCGCCCGCGGAGCUCCCGUGCGAUGGAGUGUGGGGAGUGCCCUGGCGAGGUGGGGAGGUGCAGCGGCCACGAGGAGUGCAGCAUCGGCUGGCACUGUGGUCGCUGCGGUUGCGCGGUCGUGGGUGCACCGACCGCGGACCAACGCGGUGCUUCCGAGCGGGUCGGUGCCCGCUACAGGGUGGCCAAGCCGAAGCUUAGACUGCGCGACGUCUGCUCGAUGUUCAACGGCUCUGUCAAGCCCUCCUGGGAGCAUCAGCCGAUGAGCUUCGACGACGUCCGCAAAGGAAAAGACUCCGUCGGCACCCCUGCCAUCCACCUCCGACACCAUCAGCGGCUCAACAGCAAGCACGUCGAGAUGGUGUGGCCCGGCGAGGAGGUGCUGGUCCUCCACCUGGAUGUGGAGUACUCCAAGGAGGAGCACUCCACGGAGCUCGCCUUGGAGCCUCGGCUUCGCGCCAAGGUGCGCACGGACAGCGACAAGGUUGGGUGGAUCACGGUGGAGAUGCCCGGCGAGGUGCUGCUGGAACCGCGUGAUCUGUACAACACCAAGGCGGUCAGCCGGCUCAGGAAGCACGGCCCGUUUCCGCGCCGGCUGCCGUUCCGCAGGCGGUCAGCCCGCUCAGGAAGCGACGGCGGGCCGGGGAAGGACGAGGCCGGGCCCGCGCUGGAGGAGGGCACGCUGGAGGCGUGGGAGCGCACGGGCGCGAUCUUCCGGGCGCUCCGCACGGAGGACUGCUUCGAUUGCAAGCCGUCCAUGGGCACCGCUCCUAAGUGGAAGGUCUACAAGGGCACGCUGAUCACGAUAG
Messenger RNA from Prorocentrum cordatum, 1624 nucleotides. The record is from the annotation of a GenBank genome assembly. Lineage: Eukaryota; Dinophyceae; Prorocentrales; Prorocentraceae.